AAUUCUUGUUCCAGUAAUAUUUCCUCUUCACAAGUUCCCUAACAAAAAGCAAACCAACAAGCAAAAAGGAGGAAGGGAUGAUAGUAGCUCAGAGAAAUCAGCUGAAAGAGCCAAACUGCUGAACUGAAUUUUAGUAGUUGGGAGAUUACCUGAAGGACUAUGAAGGCCUGGCUGCUCCUGGUUGCUGCUUUUCUUCUCUGGCCAGGCUUCUCUUCUCAAAAGGAAUGUGAAGAACCAGAUGAGAUUGACUUUGGGGAAAUUGUGAGCGCUGAGAAAGCCAAGUACCUGGAAAACGACCGAGUGCAAUACAGGUGCAACCCUUGCUAUGUCUUGGAAGGACCUGAAUGGAUUCAGUGUAAGGGACAGGAAUGGACACCACAGCCACCAAAAUGCUUGGCACCCUGCAGUAUCACAAGACAACAGCUAGCAGCAAAAAACUUGUUUCUGUUUGGGAAUCAAAGAAAAGCUCGGCUUAUUCAAAGUAAUCAUAGCCUGCAGUUUCAGUGCAAUGAAGGAUAUGUCCUCGUGGUUCCAUCAGUCAGAGAGUGUGUUGAUGGUUACAUGGAUUUCCCGUUAUGUAUCUCCGAAAGAGGAAAAAACUGCAGGGAUCCACCCAGGAUUGAGAACGGAGACAUUAUUCCUUUAUCUGAGCAGCAGUACAGAUCUGGCUCUUCAGUAGAAUUCAGAUGCCAAAUGUAUUAUGCCAUGGAAGGCCAGAACAGAUCUUAUUGUGAUGAUGGGACCUGGACAAAAGUGCCUGUUUGCCUCCAAAUUACAUGUAACUCUCCGAGUAUAUUGCAUGGUUCUUUCAAACCUCAAAGAACUAUAUACCAUGAUGGGGAUCUAAUUCAAAUUCAGUGUGAUAGUGGAUUUACUUUUGAACCAGAUAAUGGAGAAAAGGUGGUUGAAUGCACAAAGAAUGGAUGGUCACCUUCACCGAAAUGUGUCGAUAUUGAGGGAAAAUGUGGACGUCCACCUCGCGUGGAGAAUGGAGAUAUUGUGGACUCAAUCAAGCCAAUCUAUUUACAUUCUGAAAGUGUAAUUUAUCAGUGCCAAAAUUUCUAUGCAAUGCAAGGUUCUCCAAGAGUAACUUGUCAAAAUGGUCAUUGGUCACAAACACCAACAUGUAGAGUUCCUUGUACAGCAAGUGAAGAAGAUAUGAGAGAACACAAUAUAAGGCUGAAGUGGAAGCGCACGGAUAAAAUAUAUUCUGAGGAUGGAAAUAUUGUGGAAUUUGUAUGUUUAAGAGACUAUAAACCACAUCCAAAUUCCAGACCAUUAAGAGUUAAUUGUGUGGAUGGGAAAUUUGACUAUCCGGAUUGCAUUCCUAUCUAACUAAAGGAACAACAGAACAUGUACAUCAUUCUUUGAACCAGGAGAUGGAUGUCAGAAAUCAUUUAUCAUUCUCCUAAAAUAUGACCACAUUAAACUGUAUUGUCUAUA
This is a messenger RNA of Pantherophis guttatus, 1443 nucleotides long. Its product is annotated as complement factor H-related protein 2-like. The record is from RefSeq and is a predicted model, not a curated record. NCBI's taxonomy places the organism in Eukaryota, Metazoa, Chordata, Lepidosauria, Squamata, Colubridae.